CAUUGCAUUGUGGUCGGCGCCGGUGCCUGGACACAAACAGAAACUACACGGCAACUCUCGAGCUAACUACGGUAAUACUCGCCCUGGAUAAGACAUCAAAAUCUCAGUUGUUGGUGAUCUGUGACAGCCUACAAAGCAGCCAUGUCGUCGACAUCCCAAAAACAUAAAGACUUUGUGGCCGAGCCCAUGGGUGAGAAGCCUGUGAUGGCUCUUGCAGGCAUUGGAGAGGUCCUUGGCAAAAGACUAGAGGAGAAAGGUUUCGACAAGGCGUACGUUGUCCUCGGGCAGUUUCUAGUGCUAAAGAAAGACGAGGAGCUUUUCCGGGACUGGCUGAAGGACACUUGCGGGGCAAAUUCCAAACAACAAGGUGAUUGCUUUGGCUGUCUUAAAGAAUGGUGUGAUGCCUUCCUAUAAAGCAUUCAGUCAAUGUUUUCUACUUCUCAAGUUGAAACUGUACGUUACCUCGUCAGUGAUCUUGACUCAAUUCAGCCACACCAUAUCUAUGAAGUGACACUGUACACACUGAGGUUUAUUAAAGUCAACUUGUUUUUAAAUUAUACUGAAAGACGUAAUUGUAUUUCUGAAAUCCUGCAAACCCCCAAAUACAACUGACACACGGCCUCCUCAUGGUCUGUGACAUGCAGCUCGGCAGCUUCUUUCUUCAAGUUCACGUUAAAUUAGGAAGUCGGGUGGAGAAUCACAAAAGGUGACAGUUCUGUCAUCCCGAUGCGUCUCCUGUCUGUCAGCAGCCAUUUGUCCUGCAGACAUUUUGACUUGUCAUUGUACUAAAAGCAUAACUAAUGACAUUAUUGAUGAUUUCUCUCCAUUUAGGUUUAUUAUUGAGUCAGGGACAUUUUGGGAAACCUAAAUGUAGGCUUUAUUAAUGUUAUUGCAACUGUGUUUGACAAAUCAAAAUGUCUGCUCCAUACCAGAGCUGCUUAUGUUCAUAACAUUCAUUCUGUCCAAGGUCUUUGUAAUGCUGCUUGUACUUUCUGUUGAGUUUUAAAUUUAUGAUAAUUUACUGAGAUCACUUUUGAAGCUCAACGUUGCCAGUUUGUUCUUUGUUUGAACAUGAUACCUUCAGAAAAACUAUUGAUCUGUUUCAGUUCACCACAUAUUUUUCUUCUGUGUAAUGUGGUGAUUUACCAGCAUUGUCCAGGCCAAAAUUUGUACUCCCCUUCAAUUCUUGGCCUUUGCCUCGUUCAGCUGUUUUUAAAGCCUUUGAAAAGUUGCUAUGAGCUGUAUUUUUUAAAAAGCACAUACUAUCACAGUUUGGUAUCAUAUACUCUUAAAUCCACCUAAAAAUGUUUAAGUGAUUGAAGAGGUGGAUUGUUGGUUUGAAGUGUAUUUCAUUGCAUUGAAUGUGACUGAUUUAUGUGACACACAAAAAGUAAACCUCAAGAACUGGUGACACUG
Messenger RNA from Seriola dumerili (greater amberjack), 1416 nucleotides. It is a transcript of the gene banf1, whose product is annotated as barrier-to-autointegration factor. The transcript has 3 exons. The coding region runs from base 142 to 414 and encodes 90 amino acids. NCBI's taxonomy places the organism in Eukaryota, Metazoa, Chordata, Actinopteri, Carangiformes, Carangidae. Gene Ontology annotation, molecular function: DNA binding. The record is from RefSeq and is a predicted model, not a curated record.